Cavia porcellus (domestic guinea pig) is the source of this 574-nucleotide messenger RNA. It is a transcript of the gene Pigy, whose product is annotated as phosphatidylinositol glycan anchor biosynthesis class Y. Gene Ontology annotation, cellular component: glycosylphosphatidylinositol-N-acetylglucosaminyltransferase (GPI-GnT) complex. Gene Ontology annotation, biological process: GPI anchor biosynthetic process. Lineage: Eukaryota; Metazoa; Chordata; Mammalia; Rodentia; Caviidae. The transcript has a single exon. The coding region runs from base 1 to 216 and encodes 71 amino acids. The record is from RefSeq and is a predicted model, not a curated record.
AUGUUUCUGUCUCUGCCUACCCUGACCGUGCUUAUUCCACUGGUCUCCUUAGCGGGCCUGUUCUACUCGGCCUCUGUGGAGGAAGACUUCCCGCAGGGCUGCACGAGCACAGCCAGCCUUUGCUUUUACAGUCUGCUCUUGCCCAUCACCAUCCCAGUGUACGUGUUCUUCCACCUGUGGACCUGGAUGGGUAUUAAGCUCUUCAGGCAUAAUUAAGGCAGCCACAGCCAGGAUGGCUACCUGUGUAAGUCCUAAGCACCUGUCCCCGACAGCUCAGCGGGGUGGAAAUACUGGAGACCCGUUUAGUUUGGAGGAAGUUGCUUUGCUUUGCUUUGCUUAACUCGGGUUUAGAACUAAGAGGCUUAAACUGCAGAAGCUUUGAUUGUAUUUCUGUUUUGCCUGCUUUUUGAAGAUUCUCACUGCUGUAUCAGAGAAACAUUUCAAUGAAAUGUUGUGUGGGUAGGGGAUUUAGCUCAGCGGAAUAAGUGCCUGCCUGGCUAUGCCUGGCUAGCACAAGUCGUGAGUUCGAUCCCCAGUACCAAAAAUAAAUAAAAUAAAAUGUGAUAGAGAUUAA